Pedinophyceae sp. YPF-701 is the source of this 2334-nucleotide messenger RNA. NCBI's taxonomy places the organism in Eukaryota, Viridiplantae, Chlorophyta, Pedinophyceae. The record is from the annotation of a GenBank genome assembly.
AUGGGCCGCGGGCGAGGCGGUGGAGGUGGCAAGCCGCGGGGCGGGCGCGGCGGCCGGGGCAACCGCUUCCGCAAGCGCGACUUCAAGGAGAAGCGGCCCGACGAGUGGGACGAGCGACACAACAAACGGUUCCGCAAGGACGUCAACGGAUACACGGUGCCCCUCACGAUGGAGAACGCGGCGUUCGAGGACUACUACAAGCGGCAGGGCAUCGUCGAGGAGACGGAGUGGGAGGACUUCAUGACGGCCUUGCGGACCCCGCUGCCGCUGACCUUCCGCAUCAACGGCGCGGGGGCCUUCGCGGACUCCCUCCGCGAGAAGCUGAAGAAGGACUUCCUGAGCGACUUCUCCGACGAGCCGCUCGAGGUGGACGGCGAGGUCAUCGCGCCCCCGCGGCCCCUCAAGUGGUACCCGCGGGAGCUGGCGUGGCAGCUGUCCUUCUCGCGCAAGCAGCUGCGCAAGGUGCCGCACCUGGAGUCCAUCCACGAGUUCAUGAAGGUCCAGAACGACGCCGGCGGCAUCACGCGGCAGGAGGCGGUGUCGAUGGUGCCCCCGCUCUUCCUGGACGUGCGCCCGGAGCACCGCGUGCUGGACAUGUGCGCCGCGCCCGGGUCGAAGACGGUGCAGCUGAUCGAGAUGCUGCACGCGGGGCAGGGCGUCCCGCCGGGCCUCGUCGUCGCGAACGACGCGGACACGCAGCGGUGCAACCUCCUCACGCACCAGACCAAGCGGCUGUGCUCGCCGUGCAUGCUCAUCACCAACCACGAGGCGCAGAACUUCCCCGUCGUCAGCGCGCCGGACGGCUCGCCGCUCCAGUUCGACCGCAUCCUCUGCGACGUGCCGUGCUCCGGCGACGGCACGCUCCGGAAGAACACCGACAUCUGGCGGCGCUUCACGGCGCACAACGCCAACGGGCUGCACGUGCUGCAGCUGCGCAUCACGCUGCAGGCCUGCCGCCUCCUGAAGCCCGGCGGGCGGCUGGUGUACUCGACGUGCUCGUUCAACCCCGUCGAGGACGAGGCGGUCGUCGCCGAGGUGCUGCGGAGGUGCAAGGGCGCCAUGGAGCUGGUCGACGUGUCGCGGGAGCUGCCGGCGCUCGCGCGGUGCGCGGGGAAGACCAAGUGGGUCGUGCGGGACAAGGCGCAGUACUGGGAGGAGUGGAACGACGAGACGCAGCACAAGGCGUGGAAGCUGGAGCCGUCGAUGUUCCCGCACGCCGACACGGCCGACAUGCCGCUGCACCACACCAUGCGCUUCCUCCCGCACCACUCGGACACAGGCGGGUUCUUCGUCGCGGUCCUGCGCAAGACGCGCGAGAUCCCGGACCUCUCGCAGCUGGUGGUGCACCCCGCGCGCCGCGCGCCCCCCAAGGGCGCCGCGGGCGCCUCCGCGGGCGACAAGACCGAGGACGAGAAGCCCGAGGUCAACGACGACGAGGGCGGGAAGGCCAUCGACACGGCUGACGCGGGUGACGCGGAGGAGGACUGCAACGCCGACGCGCCGGACGACGCGCCGAAGGAGGAGGAGCCCGCCGCGGGCGCGGGCGCCGACGACGCGGACAAGCCGCUGCCGGGGGCGCGCGGGGGCGGUGGUCGCGGCGGCCGACAGGGCGGGAAGCACAAGGGGCUGGACCCCGUGAUGCCCGUGUGCGACCCGGAGAUGCUGGCCAAGGUGCGCGACUUCUACGGGCUGAGCGACGGCAUCAACCUGGAGACGCAGCUGGUGACGCGGUCGACGGGCGAGGCGGUGGCGCGGCCGAAGAAGGUGUACGUCAUCAGCCGCGAGAUCAAGGACCUGCUGGCGAUGGACCGCACGGAGCGCAUGAAGAUCACCGCGCUGGGCGUCAAGGUGUUCGAGCGGCAGGAGGCCAAGACGCCCGAGGGGUGCUCGUACCGCAUCGCGCAGGAGGGGCUCCCGCUGAUCCUGCCCUACAUCACCAAGCAGAAGGUCUUCGUGUCCGCGGAGGAGUUCGCGCGCCUGCUGGACCAGCGCGUGGUGCCCGUGCUGCAGGAGGGCGGCAAGAACGAGCCCGACGACCAGGGGCGCAUGCCGCUGUCGAACCCGCACACGCUGGAGCAGCUCAAGAGGGCGCGCGGGGGGUGCUGCGUGGUGUUCCUCAAGGACGACGACGCGAAGGCGCUCGGGUACGUCACCAGCGACCGCUCGGACGACGCGCACGGGCUCGCGGCCGCGUCGCCGCUGGCGAUAGCGUGCUGGCGCGGCGUCGGGUCCGUGUCGAUCCUGGUGAACAAGGCGGACGCCAAGAUGAUGCUGGAACGCCUGCGCGACGCGAUGAAGGACCUCGAGGGGAAGACGGAGGCAGCCAAGGCCUGA